AUGAGCGGUUUCAUUUCUUUGGUUUUGCAGGUGUGUUUGAGUAUCUAUGAUGCCAACGAUAACCUUGCAGCAGCCAGUCUAUCAAGCCUAGCUCAUUUGUCGCAUUUACUUGGGACUGGUUGCACAAUGAGUCACUUCAGUAGCCUCGGAGGUCAACUCGAAAGCCGUGGGUUUCUCACCCCUUCUAGAACUGCCUAUUCGACUGUCUAUAAUCCUCUGACAGUGGUGCCUAAUAAGAAAUCAAUAUCAUAUUGGGCUGGCAAACGUCCGUGGAAGUGCUUUGCAAAUACAUUGUUUCCAGACGCUUCCCCGAAGGCAAAUCGUCAGGCUCGCGAACAGCCAUUUGACGCCGAAAAGCCAAAAAAUUGUGGUGGGCGCAAGCUGCGUGAAGUUGCUGUUCUUUCCGCAAUGUACGUCCCACCAGUUGAUACCUCGACAAUGUCGACUCUCCGAGCUCCAGCCGUGAAGAAAUUUUUUGUGUUCUCAGUACCGAGUUCAAGCACUUUUAAGUCGUUGGGUGAGGAACAAAUAAAGUCAACGACCCUUACUACCAAGUCAGCCGACAAAUCACCGGAUCCAUCAGUCGUCGAUUGUGAAGAAUCCUCUGCACGCUCUUUUUCACAGGAUCACGUUUCUCCCAUUCAGGGGGACUCCUCGUCACCCACUUUAGCGCCGCGUUCUAGUCCUGUUGCUGAUGAUUGUCAAUGGGAUGACUGGACAUCUGACAAGGAAGGUGAUCUUGCUGUUAAAACGUCAUCGCUUUCUUUGGGGUUGCCCACUUCUGUUUCUAAGGAGGAAGCUGAAGUCAUAGAAAGAACGGCGCAAGUGGAAGCAAUCCUUGCUGAAUUAGCUCCAGAUAUCAAACCGGCUUCUCGAACCGGAUCCGCGAAACUACAAAACGGCCUUGAGAAUCGCGACCAACAUCAGCAAUCGGUUCCUCCGAUAUCUUCCGGGGAGUUUCUUAGAUAUCAACCGGAGGAUGUCCUUAGUGGCUGGAAUGACGACGAAGACGUUGGCGGUGGUGAAUGGGACGCUGACGAUGAUGGACUCUAA
Messenger RNA from Mesocestoides corti, 1053 nucleotides. Lineage: Eukaryota; Metazoa; Platyhelminthes; Cestoda; Cyclophyllidea; Mesocestoididae. The record is from the annotation of a GenBank genome assembly.